AUGUUCAACAGCCAAGCACCCCUACUUUCGCCUCAACUGCAAGCAGUUUGCCACCAAGAUGAGAAAAUAAAGGAGAACUUCGAUCGCAUUUUGAUGCGAUUCCUCUCCUUCUUGGGCUUGCAAAUGGAGACGAUUGAGGGCAAACAGAUUAAGAUUUCGAAAGCCGAACACUUUGAGACCAGACGACGUGAUUGCUGGUCUGCAGUCUUCGGAAUGAACCACAACUGGCUGAGGAUCUCACGGGUCUUACAUUGUCUUGGAAUGGUGGGAAAGAAGGAAGAACAGCGUGCCUUGAUGGAAUUCCUGGAGACCAUGCCAAAAGACAUUCCGGAAGUCAGGAGCUCCAUUCCUCACUGGCGCGGACGAGCACAAGCUAGCUAA
Molecule: messenger RNA, 381 nt
Organism: Durusdinium trenchii
Lineage: Eukaryota; Dinophyceae; Suessiales; Symbiodiniaceae
Source: the annotation of a GenBank genome assembly